This is a messenger RNA of Acromyrmex echinatior (Panamanian leafcutter ant), 5054 nucleotides long. RefSeq names its product laminin subunit gamma-1 (gene LanB2). NCBI's taxonomy places the organism in Eukaryota, Metazoa, Arthropoda, Insecta, Hymenoptera, Formicidae. The record is from RefSeq and is a predicted model, not a curated record. Gene Ontology annotation, biological process: animal organ morphogenesis; tissue development.
GUGCUGUGAGCAUAUAUAUAUAUAUAUAUAUGUACACACACACACACGAUCCAUUUGCGUAGGCGGACUGUGAGAACUACUGAGAACGUACGUAGGAGAUCGGGAAUUGGGAAGGGGCGAUGCGAGAAGAGAGCAGGAGAGAGCCGGGAAGUAGACGCGUGCAAGCGGCGUCGUGCCGUUACACUCGUUGGUGGUCUACGGCGAAGCCCGCUCGCGCGUCGUCUGGCGUCGUCCAGCAUCCGAUCUAUGGAAGGUUAAUGGGAGAUGUACGAUCGAUAACGAUCGUUCGACGGCGGUGAUCUUCGUCGAUGGACGCGCUGCCUAACCUCAAAGACAGCCCUGAUACGUUGGUCGGUUUCGUGAAUAGCGAGAGGAAUCUCGCCGAGUGUUCGGACAGACAGAAAUUUUCUUACCUCACGGGAAUAAAAUGAGGGGGAUAUGGGGCCUGCUGUCGCUCGUGGGAAGCUGCGUCGUUCUGGCCGAUCCCGAGGCUGAUCCUUCGGAGGAACUGUUCAGUCGGCUGCAGCUGCCAAAAAAUCGCAAUGAGGACAAGUGUUAUGAUGAGAACGGCAGACCGCAGAGAUGUAUACCGCCAUUUGAAAAUGCAGCUUUCAACGUACUAAUAGAGGCGACAAACACAUGCGGCGAGGAUCGUCCAAUCGAAUUCUGUAAGCAGACAGGCGUGCAAAAGAAGUCAUGCGAAAUUUGCCGACGCGGCGACCACUCGGCCUCCUUCCUUACUGAUCACGACAAUAAUGACAAUGCUACUUGGUGGCAAUCGGACACUAUGUACGAAGAGUAUCCCAACCAGGUCAAUCUCACCCUCCCUUUAGGUCGCCGACCUUCCGCCUAUUAUUUUGAAACCAACACCGAACUUCAGGAAUGGGUGCAAGCAUCAGAUUUGAAAAUUACUUUAGACAGAUUGAACACGUUCGGCGAUGAGGUUUUCGGCGACGCGCAAGUGCUGAAAUCUUAUUAUUAUGCGAUAGCUGAUAUAGCAGUCGGUGCGAGAUGCGCUUGCAAUGGCCACGCCGGAGAAUGCGUGAAUAGUACCAGUGUUGAUGGCAAAACUCGCAGAGUCUGUCGAUGCGAGCACAACACCGCUGGUCCAGAUUGCAACGAGUGCCUGCCUUUUUACAAUAACGCUCCUUGGGGCCGUGCCACAACUACCGAUGCGCACGAAUGCAAACCUUGCAACUGUAACGGCUAUUCGGACAGAUGUUAUUUCGACAAGGAAUUGUAUAAGCUAACGGGUCAUGGAGGUCAUUGCUUAGAUUGUCGAGCAAAUCGCGAUGGUGCCAAUUGUGAGCGAUGUCGUGAAAACUAUUAUCAACGGCCCGAAGAUAAUUAUUGCGUUGCGUGCAACUGUAACGAAAUUGGUUCGAGAAGCUUGCAGUGUAAUAGCGAGGGUAAAUGCCAAUGUAAACCUGGUGUAACAGGGGAUAAAUGCAAUCGUUGUGCGGCCAACUUCUAUAAUUUCGGUUCGCAGGGCUGUACUUCAUGCGAGUGUAGCUUAGCAGGAUCGGCGAAUAAUGUUCCCAACUGCGAUACUAUCACAGGAGUUUGCGUCUGUAAGGAAAACGUCGAGGGAAAACGCUGCAGAGAGUGUCGUCCAGGAUUCUUCAAUCUGGCAGUAGAUAACGAGUUUGGCUGCACUCCCUGUUUCUGUUACGGCCAUUCCUCAGUCUGUCGACCGGCAACCGGUUACUCGAAGUUGUUCAUCGAGAGUAUGUUUGUGCGAGGAAACGAACGUUGGUCUGCAUCUGUAGCCGGUAAUCCGAUUCCAUUGCAUUACGAUGCACUGACGCAGACGAUUUCAGCUACUGCACUCGACCGUGAUAAUGUGUACUUUCUCGCGCCCGAUAAAUUUCUGGGAGACCAGCGAGCGUCAUAUAAUCAGCACAUAUCGUUCAUACUGAGGAUAGGGGAAGCUGGACCGGCUCCUACAGCGCGCGAUGUAAUUUUAGAAGGUGGUAACGGCGAACAGAUCACACAGCCGAUCUUUGGUCAGAACAACCGUUUACCGACUGUUACACCUCAAGAAUACAAGUUUAAAUUGCAUGAGCACGUCAACUACGGCUGGCAACCACGAUUAUCUUCUCGUGCCUUCAUGUCAAUUCUAUCAAACUUGACCGCCAUAAAAAUUCGUGGGACUUAUACUCAUCAAGGCCGAGGAUUUUUGGACGAUGUGAAAUUAGAGACGGCUCAUCGUGGCGCAGCCGGCGAGUCGGCCGAUUGGGUGGAACACUGCCAGUGUCCUCACGGCUACGUCGGUCAGUUUUGCGAGUCGUGCGCACCCGGAUUCCAUCACGAUCCUCCCAAUGGCGGUCCCUUUGCUCUUUGUGUUCCUUGCAACUGUAAUGGGCACGCUGAUAUUUGCGAGGCGGAGACUGGACAAUGUAUCUGUCAGCAUAAUACUGCAGGAAGCAAUUGCGAGUUAUGUAGUAGAGGAUACUAUGGUUAUCCAUUGAAAGGAACCCCGGACGAUUGCAAACCGUGUCCUUGUCCUGAUAACGGACCUUGCAUUCUUCUGGGCAACAAUCCAGAUCCCAUCUGCUCCGAAUGUCCUAUUGGCAGGACUGGACCUAGAUGUGAAACGUGUUCCGAUGGUUACUAUGGAAAUCCUGAAAAAGGUCUCGCUUGCCGUUCUUGCGAUUGCAACAACAAUAUCGAUUUAAAUGCAGUUAGAAAUUGUAAUCACGAAACAGGAGAAUGUCUCAAAUGUGUUAAUAAUACAGCGGGCUUUCAUUGUGAGGAAUGUCUAGCCGGAUAUUAUGGAGACGCGCUAUCAGAUCGUAAAGAAGACGGAUGUAAGUUAUGUCAGUGUUAUCCACCGGGCACUUUGGAACUUGAUGAUGGAAGAGUUGCACCUUGCGAUCAAUUAACAGGACAUUGUGCCUGCAAACCGCACGUCAUAGGUCGCAAUUGUGACAAGUGCGAGGAAGGCUAUUAUCAUAUUGCGAGUGGGGAGGGUUGCAUACCUUGUAAUUGCGAUCUUGAAGGUUCUUACAAUCGCACUUGUGACCCGAUAACAGGGCAAUGUCAGUGUCGACUUGGUGUAACGGGUCAACGUUGCGAUGCCUGUGAGCCCUAUCAAUAUGGAUUCAGUCGCGAGGGCUGCAAGCCUUGCGAUUGCGACAGUAUUGGAUCGCAAGAUUUGCAAUGUGACGCAAACGGACAAUGUCCUUGCUUGACGAACGUUGAAGGCAGACGAUGUGAUCGCUGCAAGGAGAACAAACAUAACCGCCAGCACGGCUGUGUUGACUGCCCCGACUGUUACAAUCUUGUACAGUCGGCGGUCAAUGAUCACCGACGACGUUUGGCUGAGCUCGAAGACACUCUUUAUAAGAUCAACAGCAGUCCCACUGUCAUCAAGGACUCGGAUUUCGAGAAAGAGCUCAAGAACGUUCAAGAUAGAAUAAAAACAUUAUUGACUACCGCCAAGCAAGGAUCUGGCAGUGAGAAUAAAACAUUGGUAGAACAACUAGAUGAGCUGCGUGAGCAAUUAAAUAAGAUCGACAAAAUCUAUCAAACCGUAGACGUCACAGCAAAUGAUGCACGCGAUAUAACUGAGGAAGGUUUAAUCAGUAUUGAUGAGGCAGAGAAAGUCUUGGAUAAAAUUUACGAGCAGUUAACGGAGGCAGAAGACUAUUUGGGUACAGACGGAGCGAGUGCUUUAAGUUCAGCGAAAUUGCGUGCUGAACAAGUCGGCCAACAAAAUCAACAAAUGACAUCAAUCGCACAAGAAGCGCGUCUACUUGCCGAAAUAAAUACGAACGAAGCCAAGAAGCUUCACAUGUUAGCAGAGCAGGCGCGAAAUACGACAAUGGAUGCUUACAAUCUCGCAAAGCAAACAAUAUCGAAAUAUUCCAAUAUAACGGAUGAAUUAAGGAAUCUGGAGAACAAACUAGCGCAAUUGGAUGAUCGUAUGGACGAAGUGAAGAAUCUCACUGCCAUAGCAGCUACUAAAUCCUCAACUGUUUCUCAAGAAGCGUUAGAUUUGCUGAUUCUCGAUUUAACGCUUCCUGCGGUCGAUAUCGAGCAAUUGCGACAGCAAAUAGAAAGCGUUAGCAGUGAGAGCUUGCAGAUAAAAGAGCAGGCACAACUUUUAUUGGAGCAAAACGAGAAUUUUAUCAAAGAAAUGACUGAAAAAAUUAAAAAGAGCGAAGAACUUUUAGAAAGAGCUCAAGAUCAACAAGCUGCAACUGCCGAACUGUUAGCUGAAUUAGAUGAAGCUAACGAGACGGCAAAUGACGCUGUUAAACGUGGCGAUCAGACACUGAAAGAAGCUCAGGAAACUUUAAAGAAAUUAGGAGAAUUUGAUGCUGAGGUGCAACGUGAACGUAUUAAGGCUCAGAGUGCUUUGAAGGACAUCCAGAAAAUUGAAGAAUUGAUCAACAAUGCUAACAUGCAAGCUGUAGAAACGGAGAGAGUACUAAAUGGAUCGGAGGGUAACGCUAAAAGUGCACGCGAAAUUGCGCAAAACGCUCAGACUUAUGCGGAUAGGGCGAGUACUAAUGCGAACGAAAUCUGAAAGUUGCACCUCCGAGUUGACACUACGGAUUCGAUGAUCAGACAGUAUGAAAUUCAGAUGGCCAAGGACGCUAAUAUUACCGCCGAGGCAAAUUAUAAAGUUGGCCAAGCGAAAACCAAUGUGACUCUGGCGUCGCAACAAGUUGAUAAAGCUUUAUCCGAAGUUGCCGCAAUUAUUAGAGAGCUCGAAAAUUUACCAGAAAUCGACGAUGCCGAUUUGAAUCGCUUAGAAGAACGUCUGGUUGCUGCUGAGAAAGAAAUAAAAGCCGCAAAUCUGGAUCAGCGGAUCCGUGCAUUGACGGAUGCGAAGAAUCUACAAACGCAAUGGGUUAAAAAUUAUGAAGAUGAAGUCAGCAGAUUGCGAAUCGAAGUGGAGAACAUCGAUGAUAUUCGAAAGGCUUUACCAACUGAUUGUUAUCAGCGUGUCCGUCUUGAGCCUUAAAAUUUAUCCCCUUACGUCUUAUUCAUUUUUGUGUCAUUUUUUAGAAGUAUAUAUUAUAAGCUAUAAACUAUAUAAAACA